UAUUCGCGCUCGAAACAGCAAGUCGUCCAAAGUCUGAAACAGUCAGUCUUGGUUUAAUUAUUGUCGCGAAUCGUUUGUUGGCGUAGUAUUUUCGAACAUGGAAAAAGAGAGCAAUGCAGUUAAUCACUGAUGAUCGUUGAGUGUUGAUGUUCAUAAACUGCAUAAUUGCAGCAAAUUAAAAAUAACUAAACUGUAAACAUUCGAAACAAAAACAAUUUAGAGGUGAAGAAAUAAAUGUGACUUAUACUUUAUUAACAUGUCAAUGGAUAGUUUUGGUUCUUUAGGAAGACGAAGCAGAAAAGCUAGUAGAACUGAUAGUGAAUUGGGUUGCGAAGAAGCAGCGCGUCUCACAGUUGAAUUGCAAGAUGGAGACAUACAAGAAGAGGAAGAUGAAAUUAAUUACAACGAGCUUCCGCCUCCACCAGAUGGCGGUUAUGGAUGGGUUAUAGUUAUUGCAAGUUUUUUAUGCAACAUGAUUGUUGAUGGUAUUGCUUACACAUUUGGUGUAUUUCUCGAUAACAUCGUAAAAGAUUUCAAAGAGAAUGGACCUGGAAAAGUCGCAUUGGUUGGAAGUCUAUUAAGUGGAAUGUAUUUGACAGCAGGUCCAGUAGUAUCAGCACUUGCAAAUAGAUUUGGCUGUCGUGCAGUUUGUAUAGCGGGAAGCAUACUUGCAAGUGUAGCCUUUGUUCUAAGCACUUUCAGUCAAAGUGUCGAAAUGCUGAUGAUAACUUAUGGUGUGUGUGGUGGUGUAGGUUUUGGAAUGAUUUAUCUACCAGCGGUUGUUGCUGUUGGUUACUACUUUGAAAAGAAAAGAUCACUAGCGACAGGAAUUGCUGUUUGUGGAUCGGGUUUUGGAACUUUUAUAUUUGCACCACUGGCAACAUAUUUGUUAGAAAAAUUUGAAGGUUGGCGUGGUGCUAACCUUGUGCUUGCCGGAAUUAUCUUAAGCUGUGCAAUGUUUGGAGCUUUAAUGCGCCCGCUAACUUAUCCAAAAAAAAGCAAAGAGAAACCUUUAAUGCAAAGAAUGUAUGAAGAAAAAAGACUACAAAUGGAAAGAGGGUCAAUUACAGGUUCAUAUUUUACUGUUACAAUGCCUGAUGGAACCACAAAACAACGCCUUAAAACUCCUUUGAAUGCUGAUCCGGGUGUACAUUCAAGCUUAGCGCUUGACGAGAUUGCACAGGGUCAAAUCCCACCAGUAGCAACUCUUCCGACAAUAAACGAAACGAAAGCACAAGAAAGUAAUGACAGCAAGAAAAUCACAAAUGAUUCAAAUCAAACAGGUGAAACUAAACCAAGGCAAAGGCAUACAAUCUCUGAAUCUGAUGCUGGUGAUACUCUCACUGUUGAUGAAAAAAAUAUUCCACGUAAUGCUAGUCAACCAGUUUUCUCGUCUCAAUCAGCAGGCAUUCCGAAAAAUGGUUCAGUUCCAUCGUUUAAUCGCACUCGCAAAUCGUCUGAAAAUGCUCGUUAUCAGCCAUCAUUGGGAACUAUUAAGGCAUCAUCUAGAGGAAACGUUGGUAGUAAUGGUGAUGUACGUAACGUAUCUGAUCGAAAUUCCAGAGGAUCUAUCGGCAGCAAAUAUUCUGAAGAAUUCGAAUUCACUUCAAAAUCAUCAUUGAAUCAAAAGGCCCAAAUGGUUCCGCCUUUAAUGAGAAAGGAUAUUUUUUACUCUGGUUCAGUGACGAACCUUAAAGAGUAUCAAUCACAGAAAUCACUCACAGAUUACAGAAAUUCAGUGAUUUCCCUAACAAGAUUUGAGAAGGAACAUCGAAGUGAUGUACCAAGAUAUACAGAAGAAGAGUCUUCAGAUAUAUGUCCAUGCUUAUAUUUACCACCAUCAUUCAAAGCUGCAUUAUCAUCGAUGUUAGAUGUUUCAUUGCUCAAAGAUCCAGCCUUCAUGUUAAUUGGAAUUUCAAAUUUAUUCGGUAUGGCUGCACUUUAUAUUCCAUUUUUCUAUCUUGUCGACUAUGCCAGUAAAAAUGGAAUUGACAAAGAAAAUUCAUCAUUAUUAUUAUCUAUUAUUGGAAUAACCAACACGUUCGCACGUAUCCUUUUUGGAUAUAUAUCAGAUUUUCCAUCUGUUGAUUCGUUAUUCAUGAACAACUUAUGUUUAGUCUUGUGUACUGUUUCGGUUGGGUUGACACCUUUCUGUUCUUCGUUUACAAGCUUCGUUAUUAUGUCUCUGUUCUUUGGACUUGCGAUUGCUGGUUAUAUUUCUCUGACAUCAAUUAUUCUCGUUGACCUCCUUGGACUUGAGAAGUUAACAAAUGCCUUUGGCUUACUUAUCCUUUUCCGUGGUGUUGCAGCAAUUAUUGGAACUCCUUUUGCUGGCGCUCUAUUUACUCUUACUGGCACUUAUGAUCUACCAUUCUUUGUCGCUGGAGGUUUGUUUGGGCUGUCAGCAUUGUCUAGCUUCUUAGCUCCAGUAGCCGCAAGAUGCAAGAAACAGCCUGAAAGUCUUGUUCAUGUAGAAGUGCUUACUCCGAUUGAAGAGAAUGAUGAAGACGAAGAUGAUGAUAAUGAUCAACCCAUAACAAUGAUUCCGAAAAUCUUUCAAACUGCUCCAUCACCGACUGUAGAAAGAUCUCAAGAAAUGAAGGAAGAUGAGAAAAAUAACGGGAAAUCGAAGGAGCUUAGCCAGAUGGAGUCUGUGUUGUAGAACUCAUUGCUUUACCAGCAUUUAAAAUAUAAAAGUUAGGUAACUCAUAAUUGCCGUAUGUAGUUUGAUGGUGGAAUUUUCCUCAAAAAAAACACAGAGUAUCAUUAGAAUCUUCAUUUUAAUUAAAUUUUGUUUGCUUAAAAAACAUAUAAAUAAAUAUAUGAAUGUUUUAUUUUCAGUUAUUUAAGAUAAUUAAUUAUAAGUAAAUAACUAAUGAAUAAAGAAAUUUUUUGAUUUAUUUCUGUUAAAUACUAUUUUAAAAUGUUUCAAAAUACAAAAUUGAGGAUACAAAACUUAGUACUUUGCAAUAAACAGGCUAAUUUUUGCUUUGCUCACCGACAA
Molecule: messenger RNA, 3004 nt
Organism: Clunio marinus
Lineage: Eukaryota; Metazoa; Arthropoda; Insecta; Diptera; Chironomidae
Source: the annotation of a GenBank genome assembly